GGGGCUUCGAGCGGGUCUGCUAGUCGUUUCCGUUUUCCUCCUAGUCUGAGGCUCGUUCCCAGACCGGAAGGUGCCAGGGCCGAGCGACGCACAGUCCCACCCACUCGGACCCCCUUGUGUUUGGCCACGCGGGCCCCCAUUCCUCCCUAGACCUCGCCCAUCCAAGCGGUUUCAGGUUACGCCUGUAUGGACACAGCUCCCCAAGAUCCUCCACUCAGUGACGCAGAGCCUUUCAGGGUUGGCUGCGAGCCAAACCCCGGCUUCCCGAUGCAGCCCGAAUCCAGCCAGUAUGAAGAAGAGACCCCUUCCCUCUUGUGGGGCUUGGAUCCAGUGUUUGUAGCCUUUGCAAAACUCUACAUCGGGGAUAUCCUGGACUUAAAGGAGUCCCGCCAGGUACCAGGUGUAUUUUUUUACAAGGGGCACCCAAUAAAGCAGGUAGAGAUCUUGGGAACUGUAAUUGGAAGGAGAGAAAAAGAUGCUUUCUACAGUUAUGGAGUGGACGACAGCACUGGAGUUAUCAAUUGUAUCUGCUGGAAAAAGUCGAACAAUAACGAGGCUUCAUCAGCAACUACAGCUACCGCAACACUAGGGGCGCUGAACUUAACCUCACAGCUUAAGAAGCUGCAAGAUACCAUUGAGCAGAAGACAAAGAUCGAAAUUGGGGACAUUGUCCAGAUCAGAGGUUAUGUCCACACAUACAGAGAAGAACGAGAGAUUCGUGUCACUACUUACUAUAAAGUGGAUGAUCCCGUGUGCAACAUUCAAAUCUCGAGAAUGCUGGAGCUGCCCCGUAUCUACAGGAAGGUUUACGACCAGCCUUUCCGCAGCCCAGCCCUAGAGCAAGAAAGUGAUCCAGGUGCCUUGGACCUUGCCAAUCUCACGUGUUUGCUGAGUGAAAGAGCCAAAGAAUUCCUUGUGGAGAACAAAGUGCAAACCUUUUAUCAGCAGGAAUUGGAAAUUGUGGAGUCUCUGAUGUCCCUUGCCAAUCAGCCUGUGAUUCACAGUGCCGGCCCUGAGCAGGGGGAUGCUAAGAAUGACAGCACGUCCAAGGCAAUUCAUAGCAUAUUUAAGAAUGCAAUACAGCUGCUGCAGGAAAAAGGAUUUGUUUUCCAGAAAGAUGAUGGUUUUGAUAAGCUAUACUAUGUAACCAGAGAAGACAAAGAACUGCACAGAAAGAUCCACCAUAUCAUUCAAGAAGACUGCCAGAAACCGAAUCACGCAGAGAAGGGCUGCCACUUUCAGCACAUCUUGGCCUGUGCCCGCCUGAGUGUCAGCCCAGACCUGAGCGAAGGCGUGCUGCAGCAGGUGCUGGAGCUCCUGGAGGACCAGAGCGACAUCAUCAGCACCACAGAACACUACUACACGGCGUUCUGAGGGGAGGCCGGCCCAUGGGCUGGGCGGGGCGGGGCCGGGCCAAGGAAGAGGAGGAGCGGGUGGUGGUCACUCCUGGGCUUGGACUGUAAAGGUCACACAGAGGCUUAUAGGUCUGGUGGCAGGGAUCUCUUAAUAAACUGUGAAAUAUGGUCACUUAAGGAAUGGAAUUUGGUGUGAAUUCUGCCGUGUAGCUGCUGUAUCUGUGGGAUAAAGUAACUCAUCUCAGUCAUGACCUAGAAGAAAACCCUCCCCUUGACCUUCUCCCUGGACCGGCUGUUGCCCCUCAGAGCAGAAGGGAGGAGACAGUGUUGGCGGCUGAGUUGGUGUGUGUGUGGCUCCAGGCUCUGUCACGGUAAAGGGAUGUCACGUGGUAAAGUGAAGUGAAGAGCACCUAGCCAGAUCACACAGACCCAGAAUGUUUCCAAACUUCAGAGCCUCUGCUCUUGUAGGCCUCUGUCAGAGGUUAGGAACC
This is a messenger RNA of Enhydra lutris kenyoni (northern sea otter), 1846 nucleotides long. RefSeq names its product STN1, CST complex subunit (gene STN1). The record is from RefSeq and is a predicted model, not a curated record. Gene Ontology annotation, molecular function: single-stranded telomeric DNA binding. Bases 187 to 1374 code for a protein of 395 amino acids. Gene Ontology annotation, cellular component: site of double-strand break; chromosome, telomeric region; CST complex. The transcript is spliced from 10 exons. NCBI's taxonomy places the organism in Eukaryota, Metazoa, Chordata, Mammalia, Carnivora, Mustelidae. Gene Ontology annotation, biological process: nucleotide-excision repair; DNA replication; telomere capping.